Messenger RNA from Linnemannia hyalina, 1269 nucleotides. The record is from the annotation of a GenBank genome assembly. NCBI's taxonomy places the organism in Eukaryota, Fungi, Mortierellomycota, Mortierellomycetes, Mortierellales, Mortierellaceae.
AUGAACCAAACAUCAAGCCGCCAUGAGAUGAUACCAUCCAAAACAGAGUACGGUGAGAAGGAAGAAUACGACGAGAAGGACGAUGACAUCGAGAAUAGUGUCGAAAUGGGCGAGGAGUACGAAGCAGAGGGGCCACUCGUUGAGGCCGUUCGACUUGUGGUACCGAUUUCUGACGACACAACACUGGUGGCAAUCACAUUUCGAUUCUGGGUGAUAUCGACCUUCUUUGGCAUCAUCGGCGCCGUGAUCCAGGAAUACUACUACUUUCGCACCACCAACGGCGUGUUCUCGAUCUUCUUUGUCAACCUCGCAUCGUAUGCGCUAGGCAGGGUCAUGGCGCGGAUCCUUCCAACAACAGCUAUCAGGAUUGGAAAGUUCUCUUUGUCUCUCAACCCAGGACCCUUCAACAUCAAGGAACAUACUUUGAUCGGCAUUACGGUGUCGACUGCUGCAACUGCUGCUUACGCGAUCGUCAUUCUUUCGGCAAUGGAUCUUUACCUCAACGACAGGAUCAAUACUCUAGGCUCUUUGUUGCUUAUUCUGACGACCCAGUGCAUUGGAUAUGGGAUGGCUGGUAUGCUCCGCAAGUACCUUGUCUAUCCAGCAGAGAUGGUCUGGUGGAGCAAUCUGGUUCAGGUUGUCUUCUACAAUGCUAUCCACAACACGGACGAGUUCAGGGCGCGCAAGAUGAUUCGAGGCUGGUCCUACAUGAAGUUCUUUUGGGUUUUCUGUAUCGGCAUGUUCUUGUACGAGGUGUGUAGCGCAUAUGCAGUAUUAUACAACCCCGAUAUGGAUCGCAUUGUGCUCCAGCUUAAAUUCACUGCCCUGUACUCACAUCCUCCAUUCAACAAGAACGUCUGGGCGAUCUUCUCAUCCAUCUCUGGAGGUGGUGUCCUUUCACUCUCGUUUGACUGGAACUCGAUCGGUGGUACCACUCUGUACUACCCACUGUCGGCGCAGCUCUGCAACUUCGUGGGCAAUGUCCUCAGCUAUUGGAUUAUCUUGCCCAUCAUGUGGCUUACCAACGCCCUCGGGACACGGACAUUCGGCAAACCCCUCACCCCUGAACUCUUCUUUCAGAAUGGUACGAAGUUCGACAUCAAAACUGUGUUGAAGCCCGACCAUUCUCUGGACGUCAACAAAUACAUCGCCGGGGAGCCAGCGGGCGAUGAUAUCCACACCAGGAUGAUGAGAGUCUACCCCGAGGUCCCUCAGCUGUGGUACGCCGUCUUUUACAUCGCCAUGGCAGGACUGGCUAUCUUUGUCUGA